AUGGCGAGCUCGGCGGCCGUGGAGACGGUCAUGCCCUCCGCCUGCCCGCGCCACGAAGGCAGGAGCGGCGCCUCCAACCCCUCCAAGACGCUGGCCUUCUCCAUCGACCGGAUCAUGGCCAAGAGCGCCGAGCCCAAGCCGGCCUUCGGCGGGCUGGAGCCCGAGCCGGGCAAGAAGAGCCUGGGCCUCUGCCCGCCGCUGCCCUGCGUGCUGCCCAUCCCGCCGCUGGCCUACGAGGUGCACUCCAAGGCGCUGCUCACCUACUCCGAGCUCUGGAAGGGCAGCGCCCUGCGGGGCCCGGCCGGGCUGUGCAAAGCCAACUGCGGCAUGUGUUGCAAGGCGGAGCUGGGCCUCGGGCACUCGCUGCUGCCGGCCAGCCGAGUGAUCAAGCCCCAGGCCAUCAGCCAGGCGGCGGGGAUGCCCGCCCAGGGCUCCGUGUAUUACUUCAACUACCUGGACUCCGCGUACCCCUCCGAGCUGCUCCCCGGCCAGCUCUUCCCUUCCAGCCUGCUGGGCGCCCAGCCCCCGGCCGGCCUCUCGGCGCACCACAAACUCUUCCUGCUGGAGAACGCCAAGCUGGCCGGGCUGGCGCCGGAGAAGUUCCCCAGCGCCCAGUACCCGCACAAGGAGCGGCUCCCCGGCCACCUGGACCAGGUGAUGAAGGAGAACACGACCCUGGCCGGGGAGAGGAACGGGGUGAAAAGCCACAGCAAAGUCAGCAGCUCCGCGGACGGCAAGCCCAAGAAUUUCACCUGCGAAGUGUGUGGCAAGGUCUUCAAUGCCCAUUACAACUUAACUCGCCACAUGCCAGUCCACACGGGGGCCAGGCCGUUCGUCUGCAAAGUUUGUGGCAAGGGCUUUCGCCAGGCCAGCACCUUGUGCAGACACAAAAUUAUCCACACGCAGGAAAAACCUCACAAAUGUAACCAAUGCGGCAAAGCUUUCAACAGAAGCUCCACGCUAAAUACGCACAUUAGAAUCCACGCGGGCUACAAACCUUUCGUGUGUGAAUUUUGUGGCAAGGGAUUUCACCAAAAAGGAAACUACAAGAACCAUAAAUUGACUCACAGCGGCGAGAAGCAGUACAAAUGCACCAUCUGCAACAAAGCCUUUCACCAGAUCUAUAACUUGACUUUCCACAUGCACACUCACAACGACAAGAAACCCUUCACGUGCGGCACCUGCGGCAAAGGCUUUUGCAGAAACUUUGAUUUAAAGAAGCACGUCCGAAAGCUACACGACACCGCGACCCCUACAAAAGAGCUGCCUAGGAGUUUGCAAAGCUAA
Molecule: messenger RNA, 1287 nt
Organism: Emys orbicularis (European pond turtle)
Lineage: Eukaryota; Metazoa; Chordata; Testudines; Emydidae
Gene: FEZF2
Product: FEZ family zinc finger 2
Exons: 4
Coding region: 1-1287 (428 amino acids)
Biological process (GO): regulation of transcription by RNA polymerase II
Molecular function (GO): RNA polymerase II cis-regulatory region sequence-specific DNA binding; DNA-binding transcription factor activity
Source: RefSeq, a predicted model, not a curated record